Cladophialophora bantiana CBS 173.52 is the source of this 825-nucleotide messenger RNA. RefSeq lists its product as uncharacterized. The record is from RefSeq and is a predicted model, not a curated record. The coding region runs from base 1 to 825 and encodes 274 amino acids. The transcript has a single exon. Lineage: Eukaryota; Fungi; Ascomycota; Eurotiomycetes; Chaetothyriales; Herpotrichiellaceae.
AUGGGCAAAUCUAAGAAAGUUUCGGAUUCAGACGCCCCUCCUGCCACCACAGACGAGAUCCACGCUCUUUUUCAAGGAGGAGAUUCCACCUGGGAGAGUGCUCUCAAGAGACACCUGGGUGGUAUUUACAACAACUAUACGAUCAGAAAUCUCGCCGACACUGUCUGCCAGGAUUCUGGCGAAGUAUCUAAAGAGAUUGGCGAGAUAGCAGCUCUUCUCGUAGGGGAGGGAAAGUAUUGUCUCACUUAUUACCUCGCUCCUGAAAUACAACAGCGACAUACGCGGCGACAGAACUUAAUUUGUUCCAACUUCUUCACGGAGCGUGAAGAAGACCUUGGCCGUGACGAUACCAUUGACAUGUACAAGGCAUUCAUCCCAUGGGCGGGACCAAGGGAUCUGGUGAACGUGGCAAUGGUUCCGAGUGGCCUUACUGCGAUGAGGGAAAUAUUGGCCGAGUCUCCUGACCACCGCCAAGAUGUUCACGAACCUACCUCUCGCAACUUCUACGACUUAUCCACAUUUGGGGGAUCUCUGGAACGGUCAGUCAAGGACAAAAUCGAAGGCGACAAUAUGCGAUGGUGGUACCGGCAGCCAAUAAAGAAGCGCGUUGCAGUGGGUUUCGAGGGUAUGAUGAUGAAAGAAGAGGACAUGAAACCCUGGGAUGUCGUGAAUAUUGACGACAAAAAUUUAUUAACGAGGCUUCAGCAGAAGGAAGACCAGCUUGAGAAUGACUUCUGGAAACAACUUCAUGCAGCCAGGAAGCCGGUGAAAGCUAAGAAUGAGGGUGAGGAUGCCGACGAUGCUGCGACCCUAGUCGAUUUCUGA